AUGGUCGCCAUCACUACUCAAGUAUUAGUCGGAGAUCCAUCCAUGCAAGCUAAACACGCUCCGGUGUCCGCUUUGCUGGUUCUCUUCGUGCUCUCCGUCGUCCUCACGCUCGUGCCGCAGCCGCAGAAAUCAUUCUUCCAGGCUCGGCCACUGCCGCUUCUGAUCGACAAUGAUGGCGGAGGCAUUGUGGCUCACGCCGACCCAUCCGGUGGCUGCGACUACUCUGACGGAAAAUGGGUGAAGGACGCCACUACCGCGACGCUCUACGGGGAGGACUGCCCAUUCCUUGAUCCCGGCUUCCGCUGCGAGCGCAACGGCCGGAACGACUCAUCCUUCCGGCACUGGCGCUGGCAACCUCGCGGCAGCUGCCGCCUCCCUAAGUUUAAUGCGACGGAUAUGUUGGAGAGGAGCCGGAACGGCCGAAUCGUGUUCGCUGGCGACUCCAUCGGCCGUAACCAGUGGGAGUCCAUGCUGUGCAUGCUCGCCAGCGCCGUGCCGAAUGGUUCGAGGAUAUAUGAGCACUCCGGGAAGCCCCUUAGCCGGCACAAGGGCUACCUCUCCAUGAUCUUCCUGGACUACAACCUCUCUGUGGAGUACUACCGCGCGCCGAUGCUCGUCAUGGUCGACCGCAUCCCGCCGGUGGCAAGCAACAAAGGUGCAAGCGUCACCAGGGGUGCCAUCCGGCUGGACGCGCUGCCACGGCACGCCACGCGCUGGGCCGGUGCUGAUGUGCUCGUCCUCAACACGGGUCACUGGUGGAAUGAGCACAAGACCAUCAAAUCAGGAAAUUAUUUCAUGGUGGGAAAUCGGUUCAACAUGAAAAUGGACAUCAAGGAAGCGUUCCGGUUAUCCCUGCAGACGGUGAAAGACUGGGCGCUAAGCAAUCCACGACUCUCCACAAGGGGCUAUCUCUUCUUCAGGAGCUAUUCUCCAUCGCACUACGACAACGGAACGUGGGACACUGGGGGCUCAUGUGCAGACCAACGGGAUCCUCUUAUGAUGACCACUGGCGAGAGCAACCAAGAGUAUUCGUGGAUCAACACGAUGAUCUCGAGCACAGCACGGGGCACAAUUAGACAGCAGAUGGACAAUAGGGUGGUAUUCUUGAACAUAACGCACAUGACAGCACUGAGAAGGGACGGUCAUCCUUCACGGCACCGAGAGCCCGGGACGCCGCCGGAUGCCCCAGAGGAUUGCAGCCACUGGUGCCUGCCAGGCGUGCCGGACGCGUGGAACCAGGUGAUGUACGGGCACCUCGUGUCUACGGGAUAUGGCAUGAGGUUGGUCAAAAAAUAA
Molecule: messenger RNA, 1296 nt
Organism: Triticum urartu
Lineage: Eukaryota; Viridiplantae; Streptophyta; Magnoliopsida; Poales; Poaceae
Product: protein trichome birefringence-like 9
Cellular component (GO): Golgi apparatus
Molecular function (GO): O-acetyltransferase activity
Source: RefSeq, a predicted model, not a curated record